Molecule: messenger RNA, 857 nt
Organism: Microtus oregoni (creeping vole)
Lineage: Eukaryota; Metazoa; Chordata; Mammalia; Rodentia; Cricetidae
Gene: Mcts1
Product: MCTS1 re-initiation and release factor
Exons: 6
Coding region: 184-732 (182 amino acids)
Biological process (GO): formation of translation preinitiation complex
Molecular function (GO): RNA binding
Source: RefSeq, a predicted model, not a curated record
AGUCUGGGUGACAGGAAGCAGGCAGUCUAUCAAGCCUAUUGCUUAGCUGCCAGAUUAACCUUGUCUUGAAAACAACGAGAUAGUCCUGUGCGCUAGUCAGUGUAGGAAGACAAAAAUUCCUUGGAAACCUACCCAGUGGGUUUAUCUUCCAGAUUUGAUAGACGCGAAAGGCAAAGGGGGAACAUGGGAAAAGGAAGAUUUGAUGAAAAAGAAAAUGUGUCCAACUGCAUCCAGUUGAAAACCUCGGUUAUUAAGGGUAUUAAAAAUCAAUUGAUAGAGCAAUUUCCAGGUAUUGAACCAUGGCUUAAUCAAAUCAUGCCUAAGAAAGAUCCUGUGAAAAUUGUCCGAUGCCAUGAACACAUAGAAAUCCUUACAGUAAAUGGGGAAUUACUGUUUUUUAGACAAAGAGAAGGGCCUUUUUAUCCAACCCUAAGAUUACUUCAUAAAUAUCCUUUUAUCUUGCCACAUCAGCAGGUUGAUAAAGGAGCCAUCACAUUUGUCCUCAGUGGAGCAAAUAUCAUGUGUCCCGGCUUAACUUCUCCUGGAGCUAAGCUUUACCCUGCUGCCAUAGAUACUAUUGUUGCAAUCAUGGCAGAAGGAAAGCAACAUGCUUUGUGUGUUGGUGUCAUGAAGAUGUCUGCAGAAGAUAUUGAGAAAGUCAACAAAGGAAUUGGCAUUGAAAAUAUCCAUUAUUUAAAUGAUGGGCUGUGGCAUAUGAAGACAUAUAAAUGAGCCUCAAAAGGAAUGUGCUUGGGCUAAACAUGGCUAUUAUGCUGUAUCUGUGUUUGUGUCUGUGUGUAGCAGCAUGAAGACAAUGCCUCUAUGGUUAUGCUGAAUAAAUUCUGUGGAUGCUAAAA